AUGCCUCUCAUCAAUGGAAUUAAAAUGGCCUGCGAGCCUUGUAUUCGUGGUCAUCGCUCUACUAAAUGUACACACGCAAACGAGCGACUAAUGGUACCUGUUAGGAAACCAGGUAGACCUCUUAGUACAUGCCCUCAUCCGGCUUCUCGUCCAUGUUCUUGCGGCAGAGUCACGGCCGCCAUACCAAAGAAACAAGCAUGCCAUUGUGGUCCCGGCAAAGAUACCGAAGCACCAAAGCCUGAGAAUGGUGGUAGCACAAGCAGCUCCACGCCUCAGAGCCCUGUUAGCAAAACACCAGGUUCUGGAUAUCGAGUACAGAAAACGAGUUCGAAAGGCGGAAGUUCUAGCAGAAGAGAAUCUGUUGACCCAUCAGCCUUCCAGCGAAUGGAUCCCAAAAUGCUCAAUAUUUUGCCCUCAUUCGAGGACAUAUCCCAGAAGCCGGUCGCGUCUCUUCCUGACAUGUCCCCCUAUGGGAGUGUGGGUAUGACACCAGCAGACAGCCCUUUUGGACCCGUCAUGUAUCCAAUGUUCCAACCACAUAUACCCCCUAUGAUGAGCCCAGGCACAUCAAAGGAGACCAUGGCCGGCCAGUCUGGUUCAAUAACGAGCACGCAAGUUCUAGAACAACAAAUCCAACCUACACCAAAAGCCGGCUCUUGCUGCGGAGGAGGCAAUUCUAAUAACAUCGCUUCCGUUCCAAUUACAAUGCCCUCGGUACCGAGUCCACCGAAAGCCAAAGCUAAGAGUUGUUGCUCUUCCAGCAACGACUCCCCCAAAGUCGACCAGAAGAACGAUAAUGCACCGGCCAACGACAUACCCACGCCAAACAGCAUGAUGAUGUCGCCUUUUCCGACACCCAUCGUGAUGCCUAACGGCAUGUACGCCUACUACCCUCAGCCCACUGUAUUCACAUACCCACCUCAGUAUGGUUCAUACUUGCAGCCUCUUCAGCCGGAGCAAUGGAGACAAGUAAUGGCCGCGAUGACUUUUGCUGGUCAAGGCGGCAUGCCUUCACCCUUCGGAAUGCAUGGCGCAACAUCGUUCCCGGCCCCGACUGCCCCUCAAACUCCCCAUUCGGCGACGGGCACUUCUCACCAGUGUAGCUGUGGUGCCUCGUGCGAGUGUGUAGGGUGCGCAGCCCAUCCGUACAACGAAGCGACGCAGAACUAUGUUCGAUCGGCCUGGCAGAGCAUGAUGGAUACCGGUUACACCCAUGUGAACGGACAUGGGAAUGGUGAAACACCCACAACAAAUGGCCACAGCGUUACCACAAGCACGGCUUCUGUACCUCCUAUCGGCUCUACUGACGGGACUGUAUCGCCAGUCGCUCCACAAACCCCCUCUGAAGCGGCGUCAGGCAUUAGCGAAGAGCAAGCUCUGUCGGCGAACGAUUUCUUCUUUGUUAGUUACCCAUUCGGAGACUCUUGUGCCGGUGAGGAGGCAAGCUGUCCGUGCGGAGAUGAUUGUCAGUGUUUAGGCUGUGUAAUUCAUGGCAACUCCGAGUCGGCGGUUGAAGCAGAAGGCCAGGUCUAG
Messenger RNA from Fusarium fujikuroi IMI 58289, 1533 nucleotides. RefSeq names its product related to putative copper-activated transcription factor. The coding region runs from base 1 to 1533 and encodes 510 amino acids. The transcript is spliced from 2 exons. The record is from RefSeq and is a predicted model, not a curated record. Gene Ontology annotation, molecular function: RNA polymerase II cis-regulatory region sequence-specific DNA binding; copper ion binding; DNA-binding transcription factor activity, RNA polymerase II-specific. Lineage: Eukaryota; Fungi; Ascomycota; Sordariomycetes; Hypocreales; Nectriaceae. Gene Ontology annotation, biological process: intracellular copper ion homeostasis; intracellular iron ion homeostasis; positive regulation of transcription by RNA polymerase II. Gene Ontology annotation, cellular component: nucleus.